CCUUGGAGUUUCAGAACCGAUAUAGAUGUAUACAUACAUACACUGUAGUUUGAUGUGUAAAGGCAUUAUCUAGUGGUUCCCUCUCAAAGGAGUCUGGAGUAUCUGAGAGCACGGUCACGUGGCAGGAUGGGGCGACGGAAGAUCACAACGAAAAAACUCGGACAGGGUCAAACGGUGGUUGUGGUCGAUAUGGAUUCAAGACCAUGUGAAAAGUGUUAUCCGUUAUUCAACUGGAUAAAGUCAGUUCGCUUUGGAAUAAUAAAACGCUUCACAUUGUUCAUCUGUCUUUUCGCCCUGAGCCAUGGAGUAACCUUUACAUAUCUAGUAUCACAGGUUACAACCUUAGAAAAGCAAUUUGGUUUCUCUAGCAGGCAGUCGGGCCUGAUACUGAGUAGUUACGACUGGGGGUUCAUGAUGACAGCUAUAUUUGUGGGCCACUACGCACAUCGCCUACACAGACCACGCAUUAUAGCCGCUUCUGCAUUCAUUGUUGGCAUUGCAACAAUGCUUCUUAGCCUGGGACAUUUCAUGUUCAAAGAAGACCUGACUGAUCACACUCCGGCAACCGAUAGUUAUAUGAUCAAUGCGAACACGACCGUGGCUUAUGGUAGCAAUGAAACAAUCUCACUGUGCUCGGUGGAAAAUAUUUCUAAUUCAACUACAGUGUGCAUGACGUCGUCUCUGUUGCAGAACCAGGCAGCAUUUGCAGUUCUGGUGUUAUGCCUGGCGAUAGCUGGCGCUGGUCCGACGGCCAUAUGGACACUCGGGAUGUCUUAUUUAGAUGAUAAUGCUGAGAAAGAGAAAGCGUCCUUGUAUAUAGGCAUUACAUUUGGUGUCCGUAUGGUGGCGCCAGUAGUCGGAUUCUUUAUCGGAUCGAUUGCAUCAGCAUAUCCCGUCAGCUCUCGAGCUGCAGGUUUCUCUCCUCAGUCACCGAGCUGGGUGGGUGCAUGGUGGGUUGGUUUCCUCGCCAGUGGCGCACUCUCAGUUCUAUGCACCAUUCCUCUAUUACUUGUUCCAAAGGAGAUUAUUCCAGAGUAUUUGGAGACGCGGGAAAGAAUCACAAGACUCAUGACGAGAUCACAGAAGGUUAGCAUGAAGGGCAUGCCAUCCGUUAUCUGGCGACUCCUAAAGAACCCAGUUUACAUGCCCCUAGCUCUUGCAUCUGCGUUCCAAGUAGCUAGCGCUCAUGGCUACUCAAUAUUUCUACCAAAGUAUAUACAAACCCAGUUCCACGUUUGUGAAUCUGUUUCCAAUGCAAUUGUAGGUAUCACCAUGCCAUUCGCCUCUGUAGUUGGGUGUAUCGUAGGCCGCAACUUUACUUCCCGGUUGAAGCAAUCGAUCAACCAGAUGUGUCUCCUUUCUCUAAUGAUGACCGUGAUGGCCAUCCUACUGUUUCCAGUUCUACUUCUAUUCCAAUGUCCAUUAACACACAUGGGGGACUUUGAAAGUUUUAAUGGUUUAUUGGUCAGUAACUGUUUAUCGCCAUGUGCCUGCUCUUCUAAUGACUACCAGCCGGUGUGUGGAGAUGAUAAAGUUAACUACUUCUCGCCUUGCCUUGCCGGGUGCACGCAUCAGCAACAGAGUAUGGGUAAUAUUAUGUACACCAACUGCAGCUGUGUAGGAACCAAAACAAAACAAGCCGUCGACGGGUCAUGUGACAGCAAAUGCUUGAUGCUGAUUGGCUACAUCCUAAUAUUGUUUGUGGCUGUAUUUGUGACGUCAUUAGCCCAGAUGCCAUGGGUCAUUCUAUCAAUGAGGUGUGUCCCGGAAGAUGACAAGUCCUUAAGCCUUGGAUUCAUCACACUAUUAAUCAGCUUCAUAGCCAUUCCUAUCCCGAUUAUUUACGGUUUCUUCAUUGACAAAUCAUGUGUCAUCUUCAAGCCACGUGACGCCUCCAUGCCAGACGACCAAGCGACCAACUGCCUCCAUUACGACGCGGACUCUUUUCGCCUCAACUUCCAUCUGGUGACAUUCGGCCUUUCGUGUGUUCAGCCAGUAUUUCUAUUUGUCUCUUGGUUCAACGCCAGAGAGAUAAUUUACCCCAGUAACCAGACGGUAGAUAAACAAUCAAUGGCGCGAAUUGUCAGGUCUUCAAGUGACGCGCCUUCAUAUAAGGAGAGUUACUCCGUCACGUCAAUGUGAGGUCACGUCGUCACCCAAAUGUGUGAUAUCCUAGUUUGCUCCUCAACCAAAAUAACAUGAGGCUGGAAACGAUGAAAAUGUAACCGUGACAAGCAUGCAGCCAGAGACAAGAUGGAGUGAUGCAUGCCUCGUUUCUUUCAUGGACUUCUACAAGUUAACCACGUGAGAGCAAAUAUUUUGUACUUUGUGGUAUAUAUUUAAAUGUAAAUUUCUUUCUUUAUUUCAUUCAUGAUUGUAUGUGAACAUUUGAGUGCUGGGAGAUACGCAUACUAGUAGGUACCACGUAUCUGUCAUAAUCAGCGGAGUUGGAAUAUCUUUCCGCUAUAGGCUAUACAUGAACCAAAAGGAAUAAAUAGUUAGUGCCUCGAUUGUGUUCUCAGUCAGAACUUCUUGGCCCAAUUUACGCGCAAACCACUGAUUACUAAGUACCCAUUUUGCCAAGGAGAUAGUUUUAUACGCAAGCAACAACACAAGGUCCGAGUCUGAAGACAAUUGGUUGGUUUAAUUUGUCUCUUUGAUAUGACCCCUUUGUAUUGCAUUAGAUUUUCAUUGCGAUUCAAUCUUUCGGCGCAUGCAAUUCAAGGUUUAGCCCAUUUCAACCUGCCUGCACCACUGGUAUAAUGCUAGUGGAUAUAAAUACUGCUUUCCUUCAAGGUGAUUGUCUUGAGAGAGAUAUCUAUUUGAAAGCCCCAAAAGAAGCCAAUGUUUAAGGAAAUGUUUGGAUGUUGAAAAAGUGUGUAUACAGACUGAAUGAUAAAAAAGAUAAUCCUAGCAAAAUGGGUUAAUAUUUUCAAACCAUACAUUAUAUAGCUUUUGACAUUGGAGCACAGUAAAGUAGAAGUAGUAGACGUCUAUGUAGUCGCGCAUGACUGAGCACCAUGGUUUUUAAAAUGACAGGCAGAAAUGAACUUGUUCCAAGUUGGGAAAUUCCAUGCAGUUGUCGUCACACAUGGUUCAUUGAUUUAAGAGUUAAAGACCGACCAUAAUAUGGUCCCAAACACCGGGUGGAAACCAAUUACCUAUGUCCAGCCCACAUGCUACAUCAGGCCGCUUGUCUGAGCAACAGCCAGAUGAGGUUAAUUAGGUUUGACACUGAAGUGUGAUAAAGGGUAAACAAUCUCAAUAGGUUGUUAGUUCAGCAUACCUCGGUGAUUUACCAAAAUUAUAUUCAAGAACUUUGGUCUAUUCUGAUUCCCAAUUUUAUAUGGUUUGAUCAUUUUAUUCAUUAUAAAAAGUUUUAAAGAAAAAGUAUUUAAGUUUCUUUUGCUUGACCGGGACAUCAUGCCAAAUUGUGUAAUUGACCUUGUGAGAGGGUGGUAUCCCAACCCUGAUAAGACCCCCUACAUGGGACACAAAUGGGAAUAAUAUUUUAUUGGAUCAUAUUCUCAUCAUCGAACUAUAAUACUCUUUAUACGCUAAGACAUUUUGUGAACAGUGUUUCAGUGAAGCCAAAGUCUUGGAUUUUAAAAAGUGCCUAAGUAGUUUAUAGCUACUUCUUGCAUUGCUGGAUUAUAAAUUCACCAUGGAUAAUUCUUGUGAAAUGGCUAUUAGUUCGCCAAUCAAUUCAAUGUAGAAGGUAACCGAUACAAUUUACAUGAAUACUUUUCUAACUUUCUCAUUUCAAUUUCUUAUAUAUAGUAUUUCACAAAAAUGCACAAAAUAUGAUUUAUCCAAUUGUACGUGAUGAGUACAAUAGAAUUUAAAAAAGGAGAAAAAGGAUAAUUUAGAUAUUUAUAUUUUAAUAUACUAUGAACAAACUAGUACAUGCAUGUGUGCAUAGUAAAAAUGCACAGCAUACAUGUACAUAAAAAAGGGAUGCUGUGUGUAGACUACACAAGGUACAACAUGUAGUGCAUUUACUGGGGGAGGUGACAAUAAGUUGACUGAUUAAAAAGUUUAGAAAAAGUAGUUGUAAUUACCCUAUAAUUUAAUUGACUCUUAGAAUCCCUGUGGCAUACUUGUAGUAAGUACCACAGGGAGUUCUGGUUGUAAAUUUGAUGUGGAAAUGGGGAUAUUUUUGGUUUUUGUAAUAGACAAUUUUGGAAAUGUGUAAUUUAAGAUGGCUCCAGUCUGCAACUGAAGUCAAGAGAUGGCAGCACUAGAAAGUUUAGGAAUAGGGAUCAUAGGUGUGAGCACAUGUAGUGAAGCAUAAAUAAUAGAGAGGUUUAGACAGAUUGACCAGUCAGCAACAUUGCCACCCCCCCCCCCCCCCCCCGACAGAGUCAAAAACUUCAAUAUAACUAGGUGCAGCAAAAAGUUGAGUGUAAGAUCAAAUAGCUUGGCACAAGAUCUUUUAACUUUAAGUAAGAAUUAACUCAAUAAUUAGAAAAAUUAAGCAGGCCAUUCUAAAUGGACUGAAGUACUGAAAGUACAAAAAAGUGUCAACACCAUAAUAUAUGGAGUGGACUAUUGAUAUAUAGAUAUAGAUAGAAUAUUUCUCAAAGAAACAUUCUUUGUAAAGUUUGCCAUGAGGCAGUUAAAGAUAAAUUACUUCAAUGAAGCUCAUGAGAGAAAAUGAUUUGUCUCCAGUUAAAGCUGGACUUGGUCAAAGCUCGAAGUUCAUGCAUGAUUUCUGUUAAACCCAUAUAAAUAAAGGCCUGAGAUUGGCAAGAGUUUGAUAAGUAGUUUUAAAGACUGGCAGUACAAAGCCGGGAAAAUGUCUGAAAUCAACCACGCUAUGGUUUGAUAUGGGUGUAACAAGAAUCAUGAAUGAAUUAACUAUUUAGUAUCAAUGUCCUUGGAUGUUUUCAACAACCUGUCACUACAGGUAAAUUCCGUCUUCGUGAAAAGUUCUGAUAUUUGCAUAAGCAUGAAUACUUCCGAGAUUGAAUCAUCCAGAAUAGUUUGCGAGAAUGAAGCAAAAAUUCACUAUUCAAGCGUUACACUGAGCCCAAGACUGAUCAUAGAAUUUUUGUGUAAAAUGAAAGUAUUUGUCGACAAUUUUGUAAUUUUAAUAAAAAGUUAAGUACGGUACCAGUACUUAAACUAUGUCGAUCAUAGGGCCUGGAAUAACGCUCAAAUAAAG
Lineus longissimus is the source of this 5167-nucleotide messenger RNA. Its product is annotated as solute carrier organic anion transporter family member 74D-like. Gene Ontology annotation, biological process: sodium-independent organic anion transport; transmembrane transport. The transcript has 10 exons. Lineage: Eukaryota; Metazoa; Nemertea; Pilidiophora; Heteronemertea; Lineidae. The record is from RefSeq and is a predicted model, not a curated record. Gene Ontology annotation, cellular component: plasma membrane. The coding region runs from base 127 to 2142 and encodes 671 amino acids. Gene Ontology annotation, molecular function: protein binding.